Arabidopsis arenosa is the source of this 4750-nucleotide messenger RNA. The record is from the annotation of a GenBank genome assembly. NCBI's taxonomy places the organism in Eukaryota, Viridiplantae, Streptophyta, Magnoliopsida, Brassicales, Brassicaceae.
ACAUAAAAAUAUCAAUAUCAGCCUCUCAACAUCACAAUAGGCAAGAGGAGGGGCCAAAGUACACAACUUUUCUCUCAGGGUAUGCUCCAAAUUCCCAACUUGGCCUCUCUUUUUCAUCUUUUGGGGUUUUAUGUUCACUCUUCUCUGCUUCAUUCCUCUUUCUACUUCCAGGAAAUAAAGAAAUUUCUAAUCCAAGAGCAAAAGAAUCAGAAAUGUAUGCACAAACUGGCUUAGCUUUCCGAUUCAUGCAGAGUUCUUCUCCAGAGGUUCACCAAUUUGAAGACCUCUUUAAACCCUACAAGCUCUCUGAUGAAAUGAACAAUCUUGUUGAGGCAUGUGAGUAUGAUUUUGGAGAAGAGAGUGACCUAUUCAAAGCCCCUGAGCCGAUCAUUGAAGAACCAAUGCUAGCUGUUGAUCCUCUCUCUCAAGAGCUUGUUGAGCUCGGUGACCUCGGGUCGUUGCAGAGUGACCAACAGCUUAUAGACAAUGCUUUCUACGAGUGUGAGCAGGACCUCCUAGUGAAAUCAGCCAUGGAGUCUCCGCUCUCCGAGGUACUAGACAUCAAGAACAUCUCUUUAGUUGCAAAAAUGGACACUGAUGUGAAGAGUAGUAGUGUGGUCGUCUCUGAUGUCCCAAUCCCAAAGAGUGUGAGCUCGGGAAACCUGAGCUCAAUGGAUAUGGUACAGCACGAGGAUGCGGUGAUUCAGAGCUUCCCUGAUUUCCCUCCAGUGGAUUAUGGCAUGAGAAGAGCCUUUAGUGAAAGCGAUAUACAGACACUGGGAACUACAAAUGCGGGUCAUGUCCAGUCUCAGCUGGAUCGAAUAAUCAUAAGUUGCACCUCUGAGGACCGCCGUGAGAAGCUUUCUCGAUACAGGAACAAGAAGAGCAGGCGAAAUUUCGGGCGUAAAAUCAAGUAUGCUUGCAGAAAGGCUCUUGCAGAUAGUCAACCGAGGAUCCGAGGAAGUUCUGGGUCAGAGGAAAACGGAGGACUUGUCUCGGGUUUCUUUGAGCAUCGGAAAUUGAGGUCUAGAUUAGGAAAGAGAAUGAUAAUCAAACGGAAAUUUAAAACCCAGAUACCGAGUUUGAACCGGUGCAAACUCGGUAACUCGGGCAAUGAGUCCAGAAAAAGGAGAAAGUCGAACUUGGGAGGUUGUUACUAUCCUCUCAAUCUUCUCGGAGAAAUCGCCGUCGGGAUUGUUCCAGGAAAUGGUCGGAAUGGAUUCUCUUCUUCCUGGUGCAAUGAAGUUUCCUGUUCGAUGAAACCUGUUGAGGUUGAAGAGUUGAUUUCUAAGAGAAGAUCCGAUUCCGGCACUGUGAGGGAUCCUCCUCCGGCUGAAGUCUCACGCCCACCGCUUGUUCGGACAUCUAGGGGACGAAUUCAGGUGCUUCCUUCUCGAUUCAAUGAUUCUGUGCUCGAUAAUUGGAGGAAAGAUAGCAAAAGUGAUUGUGAUUUGGAGGAAGAAAUAGAAUGCAGGGAUGAUAAAGUUGUUAGUUUUCGGGUUCCUAAAGCUAGUAAUUUGAAAAGCAAGGAACUUGAUAGGAACAGUAAGUAUAGUGCAUUGUGUAAAGAAGCAAGGUUUCACGAGCAACGUAAUGAGGCUCGUGCUCGUGUUGAUGAGAAGCUUCCGAAUAAACAAGGUACUUUUGGGCCUGAGAACUUCUAUUCAGGUGACUUGGUUUGGGCAAAAUCUGGGAGAAAUGAGCCGUUUUGGCCUGCCAUUGUUAUCGAUCCAAUGACACAAGCACCCGAGCUUGUUUUGCGUUCUUGUAUACCCGAUGCAGCCUGUGUUGUCUUCUUUGGUCACUCUGGGAACAAGAAUGAAAGGGACUAUGCAUGGGUGAGGAGAGGGAUGAUCUUCCCUUUUGUGGAUUAUGUUGCCAGGUUCCAGGAACAGUCUGAACUGCAAGGUUGCAAGCCUGGGAAUUUUCAGAUGGCAUUGGAGGAAGCAUUUUUGGCAGAUCAGGGAUUCACGGAGAAGUUGAUGCAUGAUAUUCACUUGGCUGCUGGUAACCCGACUUUUGACGAUUCUUUCUACAGAUGGAUUCAAGAAACUGCGGUCUCAAAUCAGGAUCUCAAUAACAAUGCUCCAAGCCAGGCAAGUGUCUCUGUCUGUGAGUUUAUUAACGGGCUGUUAAAAAAACACAGAAAUCCACUCGCAUGUGCAGGAUGUGAAACGGUCAUUUCUUAUGAGAUGGCAAAAAAAAUGAAAGCUCUGAUUCCUGGAGAUCGAUUGUUGUGUAAACCAUGUUCAAGGUUAACAAAAUCAAAACACAUUUGUGGUAUAUGCAAGAAGAUAAGGAAUCAUUUGGACAAUCAAAGCUGGGUUCGCUGUGAUGGUUGUAAAGUCUGGAUACACGCAGAGUGUGACCAAAUAUCAGAUAAGCAUUUGAAGGAUUUGGGGGAAACAGAUUACUACUGUCCUACUUGCAGAGCUAAAUUUAACUUUGACCUAUCAGAUUCAGAAAAACAAAACUCAAAGUCAAAACUUGGCAAAGGCGAUGGUCAGAUGGUUCUUCCUGACAAGGUUAUUGUUGUAUGCGCUGGAGUAGAGGGAGUUUAUUUCCCGAGGCUCCAUUUAGUGGUAUGUAAGUGUGGCUCCUGUGGACCUAAAAAGAAAGCCCUUAGCGAAUGGGAAAGGCAUACCGGAUCAAAGUCAAAAAAUUGGAAGACCAGUGUGAAAGUCAAAAGCUCGAAGCUGGCACUAGAAGAUUGGAUGAUGAAAUUAGCAGAGUUACAUGCAAAUGCUACUGCAGCUAAAGUUCCUAAACGACCUUCCAUAAAGCAGAGAAAGCAGAGAUUGCUUGCUUUUCUAUCAGAGACAUAUGAGCCGGUCAAUGCGAAGUGGACAACAGAACGAUGUGCAGUUUGCAGAUGGGUUGAAGAUUGGGACUACAACAAGAUUAUUAUCUGCAACAGAUGCCAAAUUGCAGUGCAUCAGGAAUGCUAUGGCGCUAGACAUGUUCGUGAUUUCACCUCAUGGGUCUGUAAAGCAUGCGAGAGACCAGAUAUUAAGCGGGAGUGUUGCCUCUGCCCUGUAAAAGGAGGUGCAUUGAAGCCAACUGAUGUGGAAACGUUGUGGGUUCAUGUGACAUGUGCUUGGUUUCAGCCUGAAGUAUGUUUUGCAAGUGAGGAAAAAAUGGAACCUGCAGUUGGGAUUUUGAGUAUUCCAUCAACUAAUUUUGUGAAGAUAUGUGUAAUAUGCAAACAAAUACAUGGCUCGUGUACUCAGUGUUGCAAGUGUUCUACAUACUAUCAUGCCAUGUGUGCCUCCCGAGCUGGUUAUAGAAUGGAGUUGCACUGCUUGGAGAAAAAUGGUCAGCAGAUUACAAAGAUGGUGUCCUAUUGUGCUUAUCACAGGGCUCCAAACCCAGAUAACGUGUUAAUUAUACAAACUCCUUCAGGGGCAUUCUCUGCAAAGAGUCUUGUCCAAAACAAGAAGAAAGGUGGUUCCAGGCUUAUUUCAUCAAUCAGAGAAGACAAUGAAGAGUCACCUGCAGAGGAUACCAUUCCAUGUGAUCCAUUUUCUGCUGCUCGUUGUCGAGUAUUUAAAAGAAAGAUCAAUAGCAAGAAGAGGAUUGAAGAAGAAGCCAUUCCUCACCACACAAGGGGACCACGCCAUCAUCCAUCAGCAGCAAUCCAAACUCUAAACACAUUCAGACAUGUACCGGAAGAACCAAAAUCGUUUUCUUCUUUCAGGGAACGACUUCACCACUUGCAGAGGACAGAAAUGGAUCGGGUCUGCUUUGGGCGAUCUGGAAUACAUGGAUGGGGUCUUUUCGCAAGAAGAAAUAUCCAAGAAGGAGAAAUGGUUCUUGAAUACAGAGGGGAACAGGUGAGAGGUAGCAUUGCAGACUUGAGAGAAGCACGGUAUCGCAGAGUAGGGAAGGAUUGCUAUCUUUUCAAGAUCAGUGAAGAAGUAGUGGUUGAUGCUACAGAUAAAGGGAAUAUAGCUCGGCUCAUCAACCAUUCGUGUACGCCAAAUUGCUAUGCGAGGAUUAUGAGUGUGGGAGAUGAGGAAAGCAGGAUUGUCCUGAUAGCCAAGGCCAAUGUAGCUGUGGGAGAGGAGUUAACGUAUGAUUACUUAUUUGAUCCAGAUGAGGCAGAGGAACUCAAGAGAACGAUGAACGGUGACGAGACAAAGAAGGUGGAGAGCGAGAACAUUAAGAGGCACCAUAGACACGAGCUUGUAGAGAAUCAAUGUAGCUCUACACUCGUUAAGCACAUCAAAGCUCCUCUGCAUCUCGUGUGGUCACUUGUGAGGAGAUUUGAUGAACCACAAAAAUACAAACCAUUUGUCAGUAGAUGUGUAGUAGAAGGGAAGAAGCUGGAAAUUGGUACUAUACGAGAAUUGGAUCUUAAAUCUGGAUUACCAGCUACUAAAAGCACUGAGAUAUUGGAGUUUCUUGACGACAAUGAACAUAUUCUCGGCAUUAGGAUCGUUGGUGGUGAUCAUAGACUCAAGAAUUAUUCUUCAACCAUUUCGUUGCAUUCCGAGACGAUAGACGGAAGAAUAGGGACAUUGGUCAUAGAAUCGUUCGUGGUGGAUGUGCCGGAAGGUAACACAAAGGAGGAGACAUGCUUUUUCGUGGAGGCUUUGAUUCAAUGUAAUCUCAAGUCUUUAGCGGCUGUUUCCGAACGUCUAGAAGCAGAAUCUAUGGAGAGGGUAUGAGAUAAUGACUUAAGAUUCUUUUCAAUGGGAAAAGAAGGAAAAAGACCACCAAAUAAGAGAAAUAACUCUUCCCUUUUAUA